Messenger RNA from Sorghum bicolor (sorghum), 1557 nucleotides. RefSeq names its product dnaJ homolog subfamily B member 1. Gene Ontology annotation, molecular function: protein-folding chaperone binding. Bases 312 to 1325 code for a protein of 337 amino acids. The record is from RefSeq and is a predicted model, not a curated record. Lineage: Eukaryota; Viridiplantae; Streptophyta; Magnoliopsida; Poales; Poaceae. The transcript has 3 exons. Gene Ontology annotation, cellular component: cytosol.
GGACGGAUUCCAUCCCAUCCCAGCUUCUCGAACCUUCCUUCCGCUCACGACCCGAGCCCCCGUCCCGGUCCCGGGCAGCCGCCGCCCUUCCCUUCCCUUCCCUUCCGAGUCCCUUCUCCCACCGUCGCAAGCCACCUCCCUCCCUUCCUUCCUGAGGCCUGACCGCGAUUUGGGCGUGCCAUCCAAAGGCGGUCAAGAUUCGAGAGGCCGGAGGAACCAAGCGUAGGGCCUCCGACUCCACGUCAUCGUCCGCGCGCGCCGCCCGCCGGCGCAGGGAGGCGCCACCGCCUCCGCCGCCGCGGCCCAGGGAGAUGGGGGCCGAUUACUACAAGGUCCUCGGCGUCGACCGCGGCGCCGGCGACGACGACCUCAAGAAGGCCUAUCGGAAGCUCGCCAUGCGAUGGCACCCCGACAAGAACUCCACCAACAAGAAGGAGGCGGAAACCAAGUUCAAGGAGAUCUCUGUGGCAUACGAGGUCCUUAGCGAUCCCAAGAAACGGGCAAUUUAUGAUCAGCUAGGGGAAGAAGGGCUCAAGGGUCAGCCACCCCCAGGAGCAGGAGGAGGUCCUGGCUCAUUUCCCUUCUUCCCUGGCGGGGCUCAUUCCACCGCUCACCAUUUUAAUCCCAGGAGCGCGGACGAUAUAUUUAAAGAGUUCUUUGGAUUCCCUGGCAUGGGUGGCAUGAGGGCGGAACCAGGAUUCCAGAGGUCAAUGUUUGGCAACGAUAUCUUCUCUUCACGCUUUGGCUCUGAGGGUUCCACCAGUAUGCAGCAGCCAUCGCGCAAGCCACCUGCAAUUGAGAAUAGACUUCCAGUCAGCCUUGCAGAUCUGUACAAGGGUGUGACAAAAAAGAUGAAAAUCUCAAGAGAGACUAUAGAUGCCAGUGGGAGAAUCUCAAAUGCAGAGGAUAUUCUGACAAUAGAAGUAAAGCCUGGUUGGAAGAAGGGAACAAAGAUUACAUUUCCUGACAAGGGAAAUGAAGCUCCAAAUAUGAAACCUGCUGAUAUUGUUUUCAUCAUUGAUGAGAAGCCCCAUGAUGUUUUUACUCGGGAUGGGAAUGAUCUUGUCAUGACUGAGAAAAUCUCACUGGUGGAGGCACUGACUGGCUAUACUGCACGUGUCACUACGCUUGACGGGCGGAGCCUAUCAUUACCUAUCAACUCAAUAAUCCAUCCGAACUAUGAAGAGGUAGUCCCUAGAGAGGGCAUGCCAAUACCCAAGGAUCCCACUAAGAAGGGAAAUCUGCGGAUUAAGUUCAACAUACUGUUCCCGUCUAGGCUGACUUCUGAUCAGAAGGCUGGGAUCAAGAGGCUAUUGGGUUCUUAGGCCGCCUCAAAUGACAUUUUAUGAUGAAAGUUAUUGUGAAUAUUGCCAGUAAUUGGCUAGGUAGAUUUUUAUUUGUCUGGGGCAAGCAGAAUCUAUACGUAUCUGUAACGGAUGGUCAUAAUGUGUCAGUUUUUAUCCCAUUAUUAUUUACUGAAUGUUUUCCUUGGGUAGUUUAUGAAUUGUUGAACGGAUGUAUUAUUCGUCAGGCAACCAAUUGAGCUGAGUACCUCUA